Malania oleifera is the source of this 1499-nucleotide messenger RNA. RefSeq lists its product as uncharacterized. NCBI's taxonomy places the organism in Eukaryota, Viridiplantae, Streptophyta, Magnoliopsida, Santalales, Ximeniaceae. The transcript has 9 exons. The coding region runs from base 42 to 1052 and encodes 336 amino acids. The record is from RefSeq and is a predicted model, not a curated record.
AACCCUGCAUCUGGGGGAACUGGGAAGAGCUCACAGCAGCAAUGGCGAACGAACUGGAAGAGUUAUUGGGCUUCCUGUCGUCGCCGUCUCCGCAGGUGAAGAAAGCAGCUGUUGAUAUUGUUCAGGGAUUAACUGGGUCUGAAGAUGGGCUGCAAUCCCUUGCCAACUACUCAGAUAUUGUGCUCCCUUCAUUAUCUCGCCUUUUAGGUGAAAAGAAGGAGGUGUCAGAACCCGCAGCAGAAGCACUUGUAAAUCUGUCGCAAAAUUCAGAGCUAGCAGCAAAGAUGAUUGCGAUGGGAAUGAUUAAAACAGCCAUGGAUAUUUUAUAUAAGCAAGGGUCUUGCAUUACACGGCUGCUGGUUAUGCUUCUAGUUAAUCUCACACAGUUGGAUGAUGGCAUUGCUACCUUGCUUCAGACUGGAGAUGAGAAGAUCCAUGGACUGUAUGUUAUGAAGCUUGUGAGAUCAUUCUGUACAUCAUCCCAUGAAAAAAAUGAUGAUCCAUUUGAACAUGUUGGUUCCAUACUUGUGAACAUCUCUAAACAAGAAACAGGAAGGAAAAUUUUGUUGGACCCUAAGCGAGCACUUCUAAAGCAGAUCAUUAGGCAGUUUGAUUCGAGAAGUCCACUAAGAAAGAAGGGGGUUUCUGGAACCAUUCGCAACUGCUGCUUCGAGGCUGAGAGUCAACUGCAGAAUUUGCUGCUGAUAUCUGAGUUUCUUUGGCCUGCUCUGCUUCUGCCAGUUGCUGGCAACAAGAUAUACAGUGAACAUGACACAUCAAAAAUGCCCCUUGAGCUUGGGAGUGCACUGUCAAUUGAGCGUGAAGCGAUUAGUGAUCCUGAAAUUCGCACUCAAGCAUUGGAGGCUAUUUAUUUGAUUGCCUUACAGGAGGCGGGCCGAAGAGCUCUUUGGUCUGUUAAUGGACCACGCAUUCUACAAGUAGGGUAUGAAGACGAGGAAGAUCCGAAAGUAAUGAAAGCAUAUGAACAAGUUGGCUCAUUGCUGGUUCAGUGCAGUGGAGCAGAGGAACAAUCUACCAAGGCAGGGAAGUAGCCUACUCGCUCUGUGUCCGUUAUGAUUAAUUAUCAAUAUGUUUGGGGUUUAGCUGUCGUCGUGAAGGCCAUCAGAACUUGAGCUAAUGCUGUUGGGCAUAUUUUUGGUGGGUGCAGCCAUCUUCAUUCAACCUCUCUCAGCUCUUUCAGUCCUAAUCUGUAAUCCUGUCAUGGUCACGGGUUUAAAGUUGGUUAUCGCUUGGGUAGUCUGGGUCAGCCUCGUGGCCCUUAUUACUAUAUUUUGAAGGGCAAGGGCAACACAAAACAGAGAUUACUUUGAUUGUACAAGGUCCAUCUUUUGUUAGUUUUAAUUAUACAAGGAUUUUCUUCUGUGCUAUUGGAGUUUCUUAGAACUGUUGCGGUAGGGAAUUUCUUUGGGUUGGGUCGAACAGUAAACAGUGUCUCUAAUUUGCUGGUUUAAUUAUACACAUAUUAUAUCACAAGCUAA